Plectropomus leopardus (leopard coralgrouper) is the source of this 2142-nucleotide messenger RNA. RefSeq names its product stomatin (EPB72)-like 2 (gene stoml2). Gene Ontology annotation, biological process: mitochondrion organization. Gene Ontology annotation, cellular component: mitochondrion; membrane. The record is from RefSeq and is a predicted model, not a curated record. Lineage: Eukaryota; Metazoa; Chordata; Actinopteri; Perciformes; Serranidae.
UUACAUUAUCGUGCAAGCGGAACCAUAGCUGUUAGCUCCUUGCAGCCCGCACUGUCGGAGAUUUUAACCGCUGCACCAGUGAUGUAACUUUCGUUUCCUGAUCGGUAAAGGGUCACACACAUGACUACAGAGUUUAUAGAGACUCUAGUUUAUCAAGCUAAACCUUCUUUUGUACCGUCCCUGGAAUAAAUAGAAAUGAUGUUGCGGACGCUGUGUCGGACCGGCGGAUUGCUGCUGCAGCAAACUCAGCGUGCUGCGCCGAGGUUGUGGGUUACACCAGCCCAGCAGCGAUGGGCGUCCAGCCUGCCGAUGAACACUGUGGUCCUGUUCGUGCCCCAGCAGGAAGCCUGGGUGGUGGAGAGAAUGGGUCGCUUCCACCGCAUCUUAGAGCCGGGUUUAAACUUCCUAAUACCCUUACUGGACAGAAUCCGUUAUGUGCAGAGUCUCAAAGAAAUUGUCAUCGAUGUCCCGGAGCAGUCUGCAGUAUCUCUAGAUAAUGUAACGCUACAGAUUGAUGGAGUGCUCUACUUAAGGAUCCUAGACCCCUUUAAGGCCAGUUACGGUGUUGAGGAUCCAGAAUAUGCCGUGACACAGUUGGCACAGACCACCAUGCGAUCAGAACUGGGCAAACUCACACUGGACAAAGUGUUCAGGGAAAGGGAGUCCCUCAAUUCCAACAUCGUCCACUCAAUCAACCAAGCUUCAGACGAGUGGGGGAUCCGCUGCCUCCGUUAUGAAAUCAAAGAUAUACACGUUCCACCUCGUGUCAAAGAGUCCAUGCAGAUGCAGGUGGAGGCUGAGCGCAAGAAGAGAGCCACGGUGCUGGAGUCUGAAGGGACGAGGGAAGCGGCCAUUAAUGUCGCUGAGGGUCGUAAACAAGCUCAGAUCCUGGCCUCGGAGGGUGAAAAAGCAGAGCAGAUCAAUAAAGCGGCUGGUGAGGCGCAGGCGGUCAUGGCCAAAGCCGAAGCAAAAGCUAAAGCGAUCCGUAUGCUGUCAGAUGCUCUGACCGAGCAGAAUGGAAACGCAGCAGCCUCGCUGACUUUGGCCGAGCAGUACGUGUCCGCGUUCUCCAACCUGGCUAAAGAGUCCAACACCAUCCUUCUGCCCUCGAAUACUGGUGACGUUACCGGAAUGGUCACACAGGCUAUGACCAUUUACGGCACGUUGGCAAAGGUGAGUCCAAAAGUGCCAGAAGUGGUGGUGGAGGAGAAGAUUGAAGACCACGUGAACCAAUCAUCUCAAUAGCAGAGGACUCACAGAAUGAACUCAAAGCAGUAAAACAACACCGAACCAGGAGACGCAGUUUUUGUUUCUGUUAUCGAGGCUCCGAGACAUCGCAGCGUGAUGUUCUCACACCUUCUACUGACAAGACAGGAGGAACAAAAGACCAACUUUACUAACUCCUGGGAUGUUUUGCCUCGGUGUCGUGGGGAAAAUUAAUGUCUUUUGUAAGAGGACCUUCAAUCGCUUUUUGGGAGUUAUAGGCCACUGCGGCUACAAAAAAUAAGCCCUCCAAGUUGUUUAGUACCUGAUUUUUUUAGCAUUUAAGUCAUUAUUUGUGGGCAAUUUCUUUCAUGCAUCAGUUCUGUUGUGCAUGGUUUGUAACAUUGCAUAAAUGCUGAUAGUUUUGUAUGUAAAGGUUUUUAAUUUGACUGCUCUGUUUCAAAAUUUAAGUGACUAUUUCAAAAUUUAAAUGAAACAUAGCAUUGUGUGGAGUAUUUUCUCAUUUUGCAGCCUGUUUUGUUUUCAGUUUUUUUUUUUUUUUUUUGGUUCAUUUCUAUUAACGCGUUAACUCCUGAUCCAUCUGCUUCGAUAUGGCUCAUUUAUCACUGACAAUUCUUCGACUGUCUUCAGCAUCACUGGGACCAGCUUCUUUAGUUUCUACAUGUGAUAAUGUCCGGUGGGAUGCCUCCAAAUGAUUGAAAGUUUACUAUAAUGUGGUUAAUUUACAAUUUGGCUCAUGUUAGAUUAAAACAGUAUCUCCCUGAAAAAGCUAAUCCGGUAUUUGCUUUAUUAUUUAGACACGAUUCCUUCUCUAUUUCUAGUAAUUACACAAAUUGAGCCCUAAAAGUUGAAAGUUCAUGUCCUCUGUGUAUUUGUCUUCACCUCUUAUGUCUUAUGGAAUAUAUUUAUUCAGUUUCA